Molecule: messenger RNA, 1450 nt
Organism: Atta colombica
Lineage: Eukaryota; Metazoa; Arthropoda; Insecta; Hymenoptera; Formicidae
Gene: LSm1
Product: U6 snRNA-associated Sm-like protein LSm1
Exons: 3
Coding region: 154-570 (138 amino acids)
Biological process (GO): deadenylation-dependent decapping of nuclear-transcribed mRNA
Cellular component (GO): P-body; Lsm1-7-Pat1 complex
Molecular function (GO): RNA cap binding
Source: RefSeq, a predicted model, not a curated record
GUCCUCUAUUUCACAAGUCUCGUAGCGCGAUAAAAAUUGUUUAGACAAAUGAUUUUGUUGAAGCAGUAAGCGGAGUAUUAUUUAACAAAAAAAAAUCAUUGUAAGUGUUUUCGUAAUUUGAUUCGUUUGUUAAUUUCGUUUUAAUCAGGUGAAAUGAAUGAAACUAAUGAGUUGCCACCGGGAACAGCAUCGUUACUUGAAGAACUUGAAAAAAAACUUAUGGUUUUAUUGAGAGAUGGCAGAACGUUAAUUGGCUAUCUUAAAAGUGUCGAUCAAUUUGCUAAUAUAGUACUUCAAAGUACCAUUGAAAGAAUUCAUGUUGGUCAAGAGUAUGGUGACAUUCCGAGAGGUAUUUUCAUAGUAAGAGGGGAGAAUGUUGUGCUUUUAGGAGAAAUAGAUAUAGAGAAGGAAAAAGUGUUGCCGUUGAAAAAGGUGACAGUGGAUGAAAUUUUGGAUGCUCAGAGACGCGAACAAGAAUCUAAGCAGGAGCAGAAAAAGCGAAUAAACAAAGCUCUGAAAGAACGAGGUUUUGCGUAUAUACCAGAUUUAAGUCAUGAUGAUAUGUACUGAUGCACAAAUGUACAUAUUUUUUUUGUAUCAAAAAAAUUUAUCUAAUUAAUUUACGAUAAUUAAAUAUAACUAUUACACGAAAUUUACAAUAGCACAGUUACUUCCCAACUAAUGUAAUGUUGUUUAUAAAGUCGUAAUAUCUCUGAAAAACUAACAGUAUCUUGUAUUUUAAGAACAAAAAAGAUAAUGCAUAUCAGUUAGAUUUAUAUGAGUUUAUAUAAAUAGCACAUAAUAUAGAUUAAUUAUGAAUAAUGUUAAAAUAUUCAAAUUUUCAUAUAAGAUCAUAAUUAAAUACUAUAUUAUGUGAGUUUCUUAUAUAGUUUAUUUUACUUAUAAAUACUUAUUCUAAACUUUACAUUGCAUAAAUUAUUUAUUUAAGAUACAUAAAGGUAAUAAUUACACUUGAUAUCAAAGCGUAUCAUUAUGUAUUGUGCAAUUUGAUAAUUACAAAAUGAAUUAGAAAAAUACUUUGUUGCAUUUUAUAGCAAUACACAGCUUUUAUAAAUGUCUUUAUUAAUAUUGUUGCAAAAGAAAAAUGAGAUUCUUUUAAAUAUCUUGUAUCGUAUGCACAGUUAAUAACGAUUUAAUUUCUACGUAAAUGGAAUAAAUGAUCCAGUUAUUGUUGGAUAAUAAAUUUACAUUUGAGACAAAAUUAUAUAUAGGAUACUCCACGCAAUUAAGCGGAACUGUAAUUUGAAAACGGAGAUAGCAAAAUAUUAUAAGAUAAAAUAAAAUGAUUUUGGAUGCUUCACAUUCCUGUUACUUUCAUGCAUUUUUGUAUGUUACAAAAUGCAGUCGCAUUUUUUUUUAAAUAAAAUUUAAUAUUCUUGAAUGUAUUAAUCAAUGCAAUUUUUCCUUCUCUACAAAAAACUAUUAUAAA